AUGGAGGCAAAAGAUGAAGAUAAUAUGUACAAAAGAUUAGAAGGAGGAGAUUUAGAAGAAAAAAAAUCAAAAACUCCUGGGAGGAAAUUUAAGCGAUUCGAUGUCAUCGCCAUAACUGAUGGCAAUUAUUAUAAUCUUAUUGGAGAUCAUGCUUAUUUCUCAUCACUACCAUCAAAUUAUGAUCAAACGGAACAGCUCAACCCAGGAGCAGCUGAUUUCAUAGUGAAAGAGUGGAAGAUACUUCAAGAGCACCUUCCUGAUACAAUUUACGUUAGGACUUACGAGGAUAGAAUCGAUUUGUUAACAGCAGUAGUCAUCGGACCAACAGGUACCCCGUAUCACAAAGGUUUGUUCAUUUUUGAUAUCCAAAUCAGUUCCCGUUACCCUUAUGUAUUUCCAAAAUGUUUCUUUCGAUCAAUGGGUUUGAGGUUGAACCCUAGUUUGAACCCAGGUCGAGGUGUUUGUUGCAAGCAAUUUAUUAGUGGAACAGAUACUUAUAGUAUAUUCAAAAUAUUACUAUCAAUCCAAGCAAAUCUUAUUUGCUCCGAACCCAAGAUACAUUAUGGUAUAUACCAAUCUAAUUAUGUUUUGCCCACCUUUUGGGGUUACUGGGUAGAAAAAGAAUAUUUAAGUUUUAACGAAGAUAUAUUCAUAUUAAAUUGUCGAACAAUGUUGGCUAUCCUUCGUAAACCACCUAAAGUUUUUGAAGAAUUUGUUAUUCACCAUUUUCAUGGUAAUGCUGAAAGCAUAUUAUUUACUUGUAAACUUUAUAUUGACCACAUUCCAUCUAAGGUCAAUAUUGAAGGUAAUAACAAUGAUGAACAUCGCAUACAAAUUGCAACUGGAGGAGAACUAGAAAGAUACAAGAAAUCCAUGAAGAGUAUGUAUGCCAAGCUCAUCAAGGCGUUUGUUAAGAAUGGGUCUAAAUACUCGUUGGAGAAUCACAUCAAGGUUGGAGAUAUCUAUUUAGAGGACAUUGAAGAUGAUGAGGAUGAUCGGGCUGCAGUGAGAAUUGAAGGGCUUGUAGUGCAGUUCCUAGGAAUCAUGGAACGAAUGCAUGGGGGUAGACAUGAAACGGAGAUUGUGGCUUUGACUUUGAUUGCUCGGCUUGAGGAGUUACGUUUCUGCAAUGCUAUCCAUGCGGAUGCUUUCAUGGAGGGCAUAAUUGAAGAAAACAUUGGAUGUAACCAGCUUGACAUUGCCCAAAACAUGGGGUCAUCAAAAAGGAAAAACUGA
Papaver somniferum (opium poppy) is the source of this 1236-nucleotide messenger RNA. Its product is annotated as putative ubiquitin-conjugating enzyme E2 38. The coding region runs from base 1 to 1236 and encodes 411 amino acids. Lineage: Eukaryota; Viridiplantae; Streptophyta; Magnoliopsida; Ranunculales; Papaveraceae. Gene Ontology annotation, molecular function: ubiquitin conjugating enzyme activity. The transcript has 3 exons. The record is from RefSeq and is a predicted model, not a curated record.